This is a messenger RNA of Gekko japonicus, 3365 nucleotides long. It is a transcript of the gene SLC43A1, whose product is annotated as solute carrier family 43 (amino acid system L transporter), member 1. The transcript is spliced from 16 exons. The record is from RefSeq and is a predicted model, not a curated record. Lineage: Eukaryota; Metazoa; Chordata; Lepidosauria; Squamata; Gekkonidae. Gene Ontology annotation, molecular function: neutral L-amino acid transmembrane transporter activity; L-amino acid transmembrane transporter activity. Gene Ontology annotation, biological process: transmembrane transport; neutral amino acid transport. The coding region runs from base 252 to 1985 and encodes 577 amino acids.
UUUCCCCCCACUGUCAAAGUUUAGACUUGUAAGCUUCUUGGAUGCUGGGAUCUUUGUUGCUGUUUCCAUUGUUCUUAAGUUGCCACAUACCUAGGACAGUGCUACAUACGAAAGCUCAAGUUAACUCUGAAACUGAAGAACUUCAGAAGGGUCAACUCCAAAUGUUCAAAACAAAAAAGCUUCCUUCAAAACUCAGCAGGUUGGCUUAACACUUGGAGUGCUUACAACCUGGUCUCCAAGCAGAAGGGAAGAUGGCACCAACCUUGCAGCGGGCCUACCGCCGACGCUGGUGGAUGGCCUGCACCGCAGUGGUGGAAAAUCUCUUCUUCUCAGCUGUCCUGCUGGGCUGGGGCUCACUGCUCAUCAUGCUCAAACACGAGGGGUUCUACUCAUACGUGUGCAUAGGUGAGAACGGGACCAGUGACCUCAUCACGGCUGACUUUCACCCCAGCUGUGUGGAACAGGAGGAAAUGCUCAACCUGGGCUUCACCAUCGGCUCCUUUUUGCUGAGUGCCGCCACCUUGCCUCUCGGGAUACUGAUGGACCGAUUUGGCCCUCGGCCACUCCGCCUGCUCGGCAGUGCCAGUUUUGCGGUCUCCUGCGCUCUCAUGGCUUUGGCUGCUUACAGCCCACCAGUUCUUUCCCCACUGAUUUUUCUUGGCCUUUCCCUGAACGGCUUUGGUGGGAUCUGCCUGACCUUCACCUCCCUAACUCUGCCCAACAUGUUUGGGAAUCUGCGCUCGACCUUCAUGGCGCUCAUGAUUGGGUCAUAUGCUUCAUCUGCUGUUACCUUUCCUGGUGUCAAGCUUAUCUAUGACGUUGGUGUUUCCUUUAUCAAUAUCAUGCUUGUCUGGUCAAGUCUGGCUUGCCUCCUCUUCCUCAAUUGUUUGAUCAACUGGCCAAAGGAGUCCUUCCCAGCUCCUGAAGAAGCCAACUACACGAAGAAGAUCAAACUGAGCAGUCUGGCCCUCGAUCACAGAGUCACGGGUGACCGUUUCUACAUGCACGUGAAGGUUGUGGGGAAGCGGCUGAGCCAAAAAGCUCCACAUCUGGAUGGGAGCAAGGAGGAACACCAACCGUCCAUUCGGGAUCUCCGCAGUGAGGCCACUGAGUCUUCCCAGGGUGCAGGGCCUGUCCCCUUCCGCCGUAGCGUCUGCUCGCCUAUCUUUCUGUGGAGUCUGAUUACGAUGGGCAUGACCCAACUGCGCAUCAUUUUCUACAUGGCAGCCAUGAACAAGAUGCUGGAGUUCCAGGCGACAGGUGGCAGAGACCAUGUAUCAGCUGAGCUGAGGAAUGAAGCUGAGCAAACAGUCAGCUUCUAUUCGUCCAUCUUUGGCGUCAUGCAGCUACUGUGCCUUCUCACCUGCCCUUUCAUUGGUUACGUGAUGGACUGGCGCAUGAAGGACUGCACAGAUGGGCCAAGAAACAUGGACACUGCCGGAAGAACGAGACAUAGGGUGGAAGGAAAACCACCCAAAGUUCGCUGCCGUAAGGUCCAGAAGCUCACCAAUGCUAUCCGGGCCUUUGUCAUUACCAACCUGCUGCUAGUGGGGUUUGGUAUCACUUGCCUGGUCAACAGCCUCCCCCUACAGUAUGUGACCUUUGUCUUUCACACCGUGGUGCGUGGCUUUUUCCAUUCCGCCUGUGGAGGACUUUAUGCGGCUGUGUAUCCGUCCAAUCACUUUGGGACACUGACCGGUUUACAGUCGAUGAUCAGUGCUGUAUUUGCUCUCCUCCAGCAGCCACUCUUUAUGGCAAUGGUGGGGCCACUACACGGAGAUCCCUUUUGGGUGAAACUGGCCCUUCUCAUCUUCUCUGUUGCGGGCUUCCUGCUCCCCUGCUACCUCUAUUACUUCCGCCACAAGAUUCUCCAGGCUAAAGCUACAAAAGAAGGACCUCUAGAUGAGACAAAUGGUGCACCAGUGAAACUCCAGGAUGGUGUUGCUGCCAAUGGCUUGUUGAGCAGCAAUCCUACCACUGCAUAAGCCGGGGACAGGAAAGGUGGAGAACUCGUGGGUGACAGACAGCGGAAUCCAAGUGCCUAGCAGAUGGCGUGAGAUGCUAUUAGUGAGGGGACGGGAAAUAUACUGUGAGAAUUUUGUAUCUGGAACUAUGAAAAUAACCAAGGUGCUUUUAAUUCUCAACAAAUGCAUAUCUAUAUUUAUAUGUAUCUAUGGUUUAUAUAUAAAGAGAAAGAGAGCUUUAUUUUUUGCAGAAUAUUUUAAACAGCCUUAUGACUUCUAAAUAGGUGAUUAGGACAUCAGUCAGUCAGUCAGUCCAGAGACCUAGAAUAUGUCUAGUUUGUGAAGAGGUUCCAGAUUGUGUCUGCAUCUGGCUCACCAUACUUAAACAACCAUACUGUCCAGUCAUAGCCUCAGUGUCCCCAAUGUUGUUGGGCUGAGGUGAGCAAGUUGCCCUUAUCCUCUCCCUCCUCUCCGCAUGACAAUCAUUGCAGCUGAAGCCCCAGGGGAGGAGCUGAAUGUUUUCUGCCAGCCGACCCUCCUGAGAGUCAGGGAUGUUUCCUCUGCUUCCUUCUAUUCUGGCAGCUGACUGAAAAACUGGACGUGAUAUGAGGACAUUGUUUAACUGGUAACUCUGAAAGUCCAGCCUUCCCUUCUCCUUUUUCCAAGCUUCUUUUUAUAAAACUGUCUCCACAAAAUAGCCUCGCAAGGAUGAAGCCCUGACAGCUUCUUAGAUGUGAAGCAUUUUUUUCAUGGGCUUGAACUCCUGUCUAAGUGGAAAUUAUGAACUAAAAAACAGGACUAAAAAACCCCAGACUGCUAGGUUUUAAGGCAAUCCAAGUAAUACUGAUUUAACAGGAUUUGCGUAGGGGGGACAGACCAUCCAUUUUGAAUUAUCUUCCUUGGAUUGGGUCCUUGCAUAAAGGCAAUGUUGUUACCUGCUAGAACUGAAUCAGCUAUCAUACUAUGUGGUCUGACCGCAGAGAAAUAACUUUUAUAUAUUUAUAUGCUGCCUUUCUACCGGAAACUGUUCCUAAGGCACUUUACAGUAAAACCCUACACUACAUGAACAAUAACAUUAAAGCAUUCUCUGUACACCUUCAAAGUUUUAGCCAGUACCUUAAAUAACAAUAAAUUAAGCCUUGUGGGCAUUUCUUUGGAGGGAAUUAAAGGGUACCAUAUCCACCACUGAAAAAACUCUGUUCCUGGCAAGGAUAAUCCUGCUGCCAAUACUAUUGGCAUCUGGACUAGUAACUCUUUUAGCAGGACUUAAUUCACAGGUGAGGCAGGAAUAUAGCAGUCCCCCACCCCCUCCAGAUUCGGAUCCACUCACUAUAAGGAAUUCUGUCUUGUCUAUAGGGAUGCGGUGGCUCGGAGGUUAAGAUGCUGAACUGCAGACUGGAA